AUGCGCAACGCUUCGCCAAAGACCGGUAUUACGUCAAACAAAAGCUCUGAAACAACGGCGAAAGCUCCAACUCUUCAAAUUAUUCCUCACGAUGAGAUUAUCAGUCUAUUCGAACAACGAAAGGGGGCCCAAUACUUCAUUCCUGAAGGUUUCGAACCUGUCUUAAUCCCAAGUAAUUCUUCAUUACCUAAUCUUCUACAAAACGAUAAAGGCGUACAACAACAGCUUCUUGCACAUCAUAAACAGCUAAAACUUAUUAACCAAAAUAUAUUUCCAUCAUUAGUUUUAGCUCGUCCUUCAGCACCUACUCCGCGGGGCGGAAUAGUUACUAAAGCUGUUAAGCCCAAGAAACCACCAAGACCACCAAAUGCCUUUAUUCUUUAUCGAAGGUCCAAACAGCCCGGAAUAGUGGCAGCCAAUGAAGGUAUUACAAACAAUGAAGUAUCUAAGCAAGUUGGGGAAAUGUGGCAUAAAGAGCCGCUUGAAGAGAAAAUGAGGUUCCAACGUAUGGCCGAUGAAGCUAAACUCCAGCACAUGGAGAAAUAUCCCGAAUAUAAAUAUCGACCAAGACGGCCUCAUGAAAAAAGAAGAAGAAACAAAAGACAAAAUACCGGCCUUGGAAACAGUAACGUUAUGCCCAAUAAUAACAACACGACCAUUAAUAAUAAGCCUACCACGAGUGUCAUCAAUAAUACAAGUUCUCCUCUUAUUAGUUCAAGUCCUAUAAUUAGUAACGUAAACAUAAAUAACAUAAAUGAACUUCUACUUCUUGAUCGCCGUGCAUCGGUUGAUACAAUUGAUACUAUAAGUACUUCAGAUUAUGUUGACGAAUCUCGUAGAAAUUCACUUUUAUCUAUAAAUGAACAAUUUGAAGAAUUUGAAUUACCAAUAUUUGAAAAUACCGUUUCCCCAAUAAUUGAUGAUAAUUGUCAAUAUCAAUUCCAACCAUCAACGACGCCGCCUUCUUCUUCAGAGUCCCCGGAUACAUAUAAUGAUUAUAAUAAUGUUUGUGUCGAGACCACUGGUACCAAUUCUUUAGACCUUUUUAUGGAGGGUGUUUCACCUGGAUCGGAAUCAGAAGUUAACCCUUUUGAUUAUUUUUUCACACCACCCAAUGAACCUUAUAACUUUAUUCCAUUUGGGGAAUUUGAUUUAAGUAACUUGAUGUCUUCCCCAAAUAUUGGAAUUGAAAUGGUUGCUAACAUGGAAUAA
Molecule: messenger RNA, 1212 nt
Organism: Diversispora eburnea
Lineage: Eukaryota; Fungi; Glomeromycota; Glomeromycetes; Diversisporales; Diversisporaceae
Source: the annotation of a GenBank genome assembly